Messenger RNA from Synchiropus splendidus (mandarinfish), 2231 nucleotides. RefSeq names its product zinc finger protein 385D (gene znf385d). Gene Ontology annotation, cellular component: nucleus. The coding region runs from base 162 to 1409 and encodes 415 amino acids. Lineage: Eukaryota; Metazoa; Chordata; Actinopteri; Syngnathiformes; Callionymidae. Gene Ontology annotation, molecular function: nucleic acid binding; zinc ion binding. The record is from RefSeq and is a predicted model, not a curated record. The transcript is spliced from 8 exons.
GAGAGAGAAAGAGAGGGAGAGAAUCGGGAGGUUCACCCUCGGCAGACGGGCCAGUGACGCUGCAGCUGGACGGAGCACACAGCCUGAGGAGCGUAUGAGGCGUGAGCAGGGAGCCACACUGGCACCUCCAGAGAGGGAACACAGCCUGAGCCUGAGCCGACAUGGAGAGCAGCAUGUUCUUCGGUAACACCUGCCAGAAUGGCCUGAUGCCCGCUCUGAUGCGACCCACUCUGCCUGCCGUGCCCACCUCCCUGGCCAUGAAGCAGUUCCUGCCCUUCCCUCUGGAGAACGCUGUCAGCCUCUUCCCGGGACUGAACACGAUGGACCCGGUCCAGAAGGCCGUCCUGCACCACUCGCUGGCUCUGCCCACCUCCGUCAAGAGGAGGCACGUCUCCUGCAGCGUCUGCCAGUUAAGGUUCAACUCACAGAGCCAGGCCCUGGCCCACUACAAGGGAACCAAACACGCCAAGAAGCUCAAAGCCCUGGACGCCCCCAAGACCAAGCUGAAGGGCUCGGCAGUUACCAAGGAGACGGGCGGCCUGGACGGCACCACGCAGAUUCUGGAUGACAGGAAAGAUGUCGCCACAGCGCCACCACUCUCGCCGCCUCUCAGAGUGACGCAGCCGCUGGCGCCCGUAUCCGCCGUCAGCACUCUGACGCCCGUGGCUUCGCCACUCAUCCUGAACACGACAACGUCUUUGGAAGCUAACUUUACGAUCGGGGGGGACGAAGGUUCGACCCAGAUGGAUUCAGAACCGGAUCAGGAUCCGGAGCCAGAGUGCGAGCAGGAAGCAGAGACGGAUGCGGAGACGGAGGAGGAGAAGGCUCGGCGGCUGCUCUACUGCUCGCUCUGCAAGGUGGCGGUCAACUCGGCGUCGCAGCUGGACGCUCACAACAGCGGUACCAAGCACAAGACGAUGCUAGAAGCUCGCAGCGGCAUCGGCUCCAUCAAGUCCUUCCCUCGACCCGGAGUGAAGAGCAAACUGUCGCCGCCCUCCAGUUCGUCGACGGGCCUGCAGAACAAAACCUUCUACUGUGAGACGUGCGACGUCCACGUCAACUCGGAGACGCAGCUGAAGCAGCACAUCAGCAGUCGGCGUCACAAAGACAGAGCGGCGGGAAAACCGGCCAAACCCAAAUACAGCCCGUACAGCAAACCACCGAAGGGCCAGAGCAAGCAGCCGCUCAAGCUGCCUCUGUCCAAGGAGCGGCCCGGGCUCAGCUCGCCCAUCAUCCCGGCCCACCUGGCAGCCUUCGCCGCCGCCAUCGGAGGCUCCUUCACACCACGCCCUGGCCACGCCCCCAGCCCCGCCCUCUUCCAGUCGCAGACCCUCCCUGCCGCGCUCCUGCGACCGGCGCCCGGGCCCGUGCGGACCCCUCACUCGCAGGUGUUGUUCACCCCCUACUGACCCGCGGCUGGCCCGGACCGGGCGCCGCUCCGGUCCUUCUAUGCAUCCUGAAGAUUCUGGAGAAACACUGCAGCCCAACGUUGAUCCGACUGGUUCUCAAACGCAAUAAUGUCAAACACCUAUGCAGUGUUCUGUGGGUGGAGAGGCUUUACCGCAGGGUCAGGUCUGGACUGGACCCGGAGAGCUCGCACUUUAGGACCCCCCUCUGUCGGUGUCGUGGUUAGAUGCUAGAGUGUGUUCAACGGUUCCAGUCGCUGUCGUCACGUUUGUCUCGUCCUCAUCCAGGUGUGAGUGUGAGGGAGCGUGCGUGUGCGUGCGUGUGUGUUCUUCUUCAUGUCAUCAUGUAUCAACUCAGAGGGACCAUGAAACAGCGUUUGUGUAUAUUGAGUGUCUGUGUGUACAUUAAAGAGUCUUACUUUGUUAAAGCCUCGCGUCGUCCUCCUUUGCUUCCUGAUGAUAACAUCCACUUCCUGUGGAGGUGCAGGAGCAGGAAGACAUUCUCCUCCUGAAGGAUUCACUUAUCCACAGACAGACAAACACAAACCAGCGCCUUGAUAGACAGAAAUGAGUUUUACCUGCUUGAUGGAGGUAAAUAUUAAAAAUUCUUGCAUCAAUUCAUGUGAUAAGAGAGAAAAAAAAAUCUAUAGUAAUAAGAAUUAUUAUAAUGUACAUUUUUCUGUCCAUGAUUAAAAAUGUCAGAAAUGUAUUUAUAUAAAAUGACUUUACAAUAGGAACAUGUUUGGUGAAACAUUUCAAAUGAAUCUGAUAAAAAAAGAAUAAAAAAUAAAUAACCACUGUUAACAAAAUAAAAUAAAAAAUAAA